Molecule: messenger RNA, 1642 nt
Organism: Dimorphilus gyrociliatus
Lineage: Eukaryota; Metazoa; Annelida; Polychaeta; Dinophilidae
Source: the annotation of a GenBank genome assembly
AAUGGCGAAAAAUAAACCUAGACGAUUCGUUCGCAAUGAUUAUAAUUGUUCAUUGGAUGCAGACGAUGAAGAAAUAGCUAAAGCCGAAUUGAAUGAAUUACCAUCUGAUCGUUUGACAGCUCUUCAAUGUUUAAGUGAUUGGAUACAGGACACAGAAUAUAUAAAAUGUCCAUUACGAACAGAUUUCCUUCUACCUUUCUUAAGGCAAGCCAAAUUUUCUCAAAUUAAGGCUAGAAAAAAAAUUGAGACCUACUCAUCUUUAUUUCAAAAUUAUCCUGACUAUUUUGCCAAUUUAGACCCUAAUGAGGAGCAAGUUCAAUAUUUGUUUAAUACUGGCUUCAUGGUUCCAUUAGGAUUGGAUAAGAAUAAGAGUCAAGUUUUUUACAUAAAGAUGGGACUAUUAGAUACUUCAGGAACAAAUUAUACCUCAGCACAUCUUUUACGAGCCUUAAUGAUUGCGGGAAUAUGGACUUGGAUGAGUUCGGAGCGAACACAAAUUAGAGGUACCGUCUUUAUCAUGGAUUUAGAAGAUUAUACGUGGAAAAGAUUUAUGUUUAUAGACAUGGAUAAAAAAAAAAUGAUUAGUAAAAAUAUAAUGGGAUGCGUACCUGUGAGAUUUAAGGCAGUGCAUCUUAUCAACUAUAACCUAAUAGUUGAUUCUUUUGUAUCAAUCCUGAAACCUCUCGAUCCCGGAAAAUUUUUCAAAAGGAUAGUUCGCCACAAUACUCUAGAGAGUCUAUACGAUCGAGAAGUACCGCGAGAGAUACUUCCUGCAGAAUUACUACCCGACGAAGAUUCCUCAAAGGCAAAUGGAACUUUCAAGGAUUUGACUGAAAAAUUCAAGCAAGAUAUAUUAAAUCAUCGUGAAACAAUUAUGAAAAUGACUGAUACAAACUCAUUUCAUGUUGACGAAUCUUUAAAGGUAUUGUCAUCAACGAAUAGCAGCUACAGAAAAUUGGGUUUGGAUUAGACAAUAUACUGAAUUAAUUGAUUGUUUCUGAUUGACUAAUUCUCUUAAGUUUCUUUCCUUCCUAGAAGAAAUAAUUGUGGAAAGAAGAGAUUUAUUAAUUUGUUCUUUUAGUUAUGUAUUUACUGUAUAUACAAUAUAUAUAUAUAUAUAUAUAUAUAUAUGUAUAUUGUUUAAUAGCCGAGUAAAAACUUGCCAAAGAAUCGAAUAUUUUAGCAAUUAACGAGCUAACCUAUUCAUAAAAUUUUGUUAAUUGUUUUUUUUUCUCUUUCUGUUUUGGAAACUGGUGCUCUUAUUUCCUUUUAUUCAAUUUUUGAAUAUGAAAGAAGAAUAUUUUCCCAACUAAUUCCUUUUAUUCUCUUUCACUUCUUAUCUAAUAUUCAACUUUUUUCAUGUUAAUCGUUAUUUUAUUAAUACAAAUUUUGAGGGAAGAAUUUUUAACAUUCCUCUCCAAAGUUUAUCUCUUAUUUUGUACUAUAAUAAAAGUAUAUACUGUACUAAUAAUAGAGAUAGCGUACAACAAGUUAACUAUUAGCCUAUAAUCAUUACAUUUUUUUAAAGAUAAUAUCAUAAAUGCAAAGUAAUUGUGAUGCGAAAUAAAAUUGAAAGAAUCCGAUGCUAUCUUUAUUAUAAAUAGAUAUGUUUGUAACAUAAGUUAACGGUGUAAUCUAUUUG